This is a messenger RNA of Tribolium madens (black flour beetle), 782 nucleotides long. Its product is annotated as pathogenesis-related protein 5-like. NCBI's taxonomy places the organism in Eukaryota, Metazoa, Arthropoda, Insecta, Coleoptera, Tenebrionidae. The transcript has 3 exons. Gene Ontology annotation, biological process: defense response. The coding region runs from base 10 to 735 and encodes 241 amino acids. The record is from RefSeq and is a predicted model, not a curated record. Gene Ontology annotation, cellular component: extracellular region.
AGUGACAAAAUGUUCGCAUUUGCAGCUGUUCUUGGUCUCAUCGCAGCGGCUCAAGCCGUUGAAUUCGAAAUUGUCAACAACGAAGGUGGUCCUGUUUGGGUCGGCAUCCAAGGGAAUCCAGGACAUGAACAUCUUAGCAAUGGAGGAUUGAUUUUGAAUCAAGGACAAAGUGUGACUUUGCAAGCUGCUGAAGACUGGGCAGGCCGUUUCUGGCCCAGAACCUGGUGCGACCCCGACAGUCAACAUUGCCAAACUGGAGACUGCGGAAACAAAGUCGAAUGUGGUGGCGCUGGUGGUGUUCCUCCUGCCUCCUUGGCUGAAAUCACCCUUAAAGGAUACGGAGGUAUUGACUACUAUGAUGUUUCUUUGGUCGACGGUUACAACAUCCGAAUUGCUAUGGAACCAAUUGGUGGACAAGGUGACGGUGGCCAAUACAGUUGUAAGAAAUGUGCCUGCAGUGUAAACCUUCUCGACACUUGUCCACAAGAACUCAAAAUUAUCAAUGGUGAAGGUGCCACCAUUGCUUGUAACUCAGCUUGUGGUGCUUUCAACACCGAUGAAUACUGUUGUCGUGGUGCUCAUAACACACCUGAAACCUGCAAGUCCUCCGAUUGGCCCGUCGAUUAUCCAGCCUUCUUUAAAAGCAAUUGCCCUGAUGCUUACAGCUAUGCUUAUGAUGACCAUAAGAGUACCUUCACCUGUCAAGCCGAAAAAUAUCGCGUCACCUUUGGUUAAGCGUUUUUGUAUUUGUUUAAUAAAAUAUUUUUCUCAGUAAAACACAA